CGCGCAAAGCACGCUGUAGUGGACGUUGGUCAUCCACCCCCUGUAAACACACCAAUAGUUUGUGCCUUGGCGUUUGGGUACUAGCGCUAUCGUCCUGAUCGGGCAAGUGUUUUAGCGUGCCAAGGUACCCGACGCUGUUAAUGUUAGGUACAUUCGUUACGUCAACUUCAGCUCCCACAUCUAAAAUGCGAGCUACUACUAUGUUCUCAAUUCUCAACUUCUAUCAACUUCUAAAUGAUCAUCCGCUAUCUUGCGACUUUGUGCAAACAUCACAUACCACUUGGUAGUUACUACGAAUAAAUUUUAUCAUUUAAUCAUCAUGGAAGAUCCGGUAAUCACAUCGCCAGGGAUGUCUGUGACUACCCCGAAGGUACUCAUCAUGAUGGCUGACUAUGGCCACGAUCCCACAGAAACUGCUGUGCCCUAUACCUCGUUCAAAAACGCGAACUACGAUAUCAAAUUCGCCACCGAAAGCGGAAAACCACCCCGAUGCGACAAGAAGAUGUUGGAAGGAUUCACACAGAAGCUACUCGGUGCCAAGAAGGAAGUUAUCUCCAUGUACAAGAAGAUGGCUAUAAGUGAGGAGAUGCGCCAUCCCCUCUCGUGGUCCGACCCCGACUUCUCUCUCGAUCCUUUCGACCUCGUCAUCUUCCCCGGAGGCCACGACAAAGGGGUUAAGCAGAUUAUCGAUUCGCCCAUCGUGCACAAGCUCGUGGUAGAUUACUUCCCUAAGACUAAACGGCCGAAUAAGAAGGUAGUGGGUGCGGUCUGCCACGGCGUCAUGGUCUUGUCCGAGUCGAAGGAUGCGGAUGGAAGGAGUGUUAUACGCGACUGCAACACAACAGCUCUGCCGGCAAAAUUCGAACAAAUCGCGUACUGGGGAACUAGGGCAGUCCUCGGCGACUACUACAAGACGUACGGUCACGGAAGCGAUAACGUGGAGGACUCGGUCAAAAAAGUCCUUGCUGAUCCAGCUCAGUUCAAGGGCGACUUGAAUCCCGCACCCUUCAUCGUCGAAGACGAACAGUACAACUACAUUAGCGCUCGAUAUCCGGCCGACGCAGAACUGUUUGCCGAGGAGAUUAUCAAACUCUUCGAUAGUUUCCACAGGAUUGUCUAGGCAUAUUCUAAGUAGUUCUCUGGAUUGUUCUGAAUUGUUCUCUGCUUUAACUUCAGCACUGUCGAUACCCUU
Messenger RNA from Annulohypoxylon maeteangense, 1192 nucleotides. Its product is annotated as class I glutamine amidotransferase-like protein. The transcript is spliced from 5 exons. The record is from RefSeq and is a predicted model, not a curated record. Lineage: Eukaryota; Fungi; Ascomycota; Sordariomycetes; Xylariales; Hypoxylaceae. Bases 320 to 1120 code for a protein of 266 amino acids.